This is a messenger RNA of Aspergillus costaricaensis CBS 115574, 386 nucleotides long. RefSeq lists its product as uncharacterized. Lineage: Eukaryota; Fungi; Ascomycota; Eurotiomycetes; Eurotiales; Aspergillaceae. The transcript has a single exon. The coding region runs from base 128 to 349 and encodes 73 amino acids. The record is from RefSeq and is a predicted model, not a curated record.
CGUAAACUUGCACUGUUACCUUUCGUAUGUGCUUAUCAGGAUACGAAGGGAUAGCAACGAACAUAGGAAGUUAUAGUACCAUAGUAGUAUUUAGCACCCACUACUUAGUUACGACUCCCCAGCAAAUAUGAAAUUGGGGUAUGAGUACCCCAUCUCGUUUUCUUUGACUCCUUAUAUUUCCCUCUGUCCCAUCGGUAUCUUCAUAACCACUCAAUUGACGUCGGGAGACAAUCCGAAGGCAAAGCUCGAAUCCACAGGCAACCUCCAACCGAAAAAAUCAACUAUGGUCCAAUUGAUUUUUUUUUUUUUGGGAAAAUACUCCAACUUAGCACCAUUAGGCAGCUGCUGAACUUAGUACCUACUUAGGUAGUAGUAGUAGUACUUAC